Beta vulgaris subsp. vulgaris (sugar beet) is the source of this 2051-nucleotide messenger RNA. RefSeq names its product ammonium transporter 1 member 2. Gene Ontology annotation, cellular component: membrane. Gene Ontology annotation, biological process: ammonium homeostasis; ammonium transmembrane transport. The coding region runs from base 224 to 1729 and encodes 501 amino acids. The transcript has a single exon. Gene Ontology annotation, molecular function: ammonium channel activity. Lineage: Eukaryota; Viridiplantae; Streptophyta; Magnoliopsida; Caryophyllales; Amaranthaceae. The record is from RefSeq and is a predicted model, not a curated record.
UUGAAAAAAAAAAAGCUUUUUUUCCCCCUUAGCUAACCACAAAAAAACAGAGACCAGAAUUAUAAAGUUUGUAGAAUAAUUUAUUCACACACUUGACUUCUCAAUUCUCACAAUUACAACGACAACUUCCUUUAUAUAUACGCCCAUAUCUUCAAUCAUACUUAACUGCUUAUACAUCAUCCUUAACACUUCUCAUUUCCCCCUAUCUUAAUCUCCGCCAACAAUGUCGUGCGACGCAGCGGAGCUCGUCCCUCUCCUCGGCGGCACGGCCAAUGCAAGUGCUGCCGCUUCUUACCUAUGCGACCGCUUUACAACGGUCGCAUAUGCCGUAGAUAACACAUAUUUGUUGUUCUCGGCUUAUUUAGUGUUUGCCAUGCAACUUGGUUUUGCAAUGUUAUGUGCGGGCUCAGUUCGGGCUAAGAAUACUAUGAACAUUAUGCUUACUAAUGUACUUGAUGCUGCUGCUGGUUCGCUUUCUUACUACCUCUUUGGCUUUGCCCUUGCCUUUGGAGCUCCUUCUAAUGGCUUUGUUGGCCGUCAUUUCUUUGGUCUUAGGGACAUCCCGUCGUCUUCGGACAACGGGAAUUUUGACUAUAGUUUUUUCUUAUAUCAAUGGGCUUUCGCGAUCGCGGCCGCUGGUAUUACCAGCGGCUCGAUCGCGGAGCGAACCCAGUUUGUGGCGUAUCUUAUAUACUCCACUUUUUUGACCGGGUUCGUUUACCCGAUUGUUUCACAUUGGUUUUGGUCUGUGGAUGGGUGGGCCAGCCCGACCCGAAAUGGUGAUUUGUUAUUCGGGUCGGGGGUGAUUGACUUUGCUGGGUCGGGUGUGGUUCAUAUGGUUGGUGGGGUGGCGGGCCUAUGGGGAGCCUACAUUGAGGGCCCGAGGAUUGGUCGAUUUGACCGCUCGGGCCGCUCUGUGAUUCUAAGAGGGCAUAGUGGUUCAUUGGUUGUACUUGGAACUUUCUUGCUUUGGUUUGGUUGGUAUGGGUUUAACCCGGGUUCAUUUUUGACUAUUGUUAAGGCAUAUGGGUCUCCCGGAGGAUUUUAUGGUCAAUGGAGUGGGGUAGCAAGGACAGCUGUCACGACUACAUUGGCUGGAUCAACCGCGGCUUUGACUACCUUAUUUGGAAAGAGGUUAAUGGUGGGGCAUUGGAAUGUAAUUGAUGUAUGUAAUGGGCUUUUAGGUGGGUUUGCAGCUAUUACUGCUGGGUGUUCAGUAGUUGAGCCUUGGGCUGCUAUUGUUUGUGGGUUUGUAGCUGCUUGGGUUUUGAUGGGCUUAAACAAGGUGGCUGAGAAGGUCAAGUAUGAUGACCCACUUGAAGCGGCCCAAUUACACGCGGGUUGUGGUAUGUGGGGAUUGCUCUUUACAGGCCUAUUCGCAACCAACCGGUACGUCGGAGAGGUUUAUGGGCCGAAUCGGCCCUAUGGAUUAUUCAUGGGUGGCGGAGGAAGACUACUCGCGGCUCAAGUGAUCCAAAUUCUUGUUAUAUUUGGGUGGGUCACGGCCACUAUGGCUCCUCUUUUUCUAAUUCUUAAAAAGCUCAAACUCUUAAGAAUUUCAAGCGAGCAUGAGAUGGCGGGUAUGGAUAUGACCAGGCAUGGUGGGUUUGCUUAUGUAUACCAUGAUGAAGAUGACCCGUCGCAAAAAUCAUCCUUCAUGAUGAGGAGGGUGGAGCCUAGUAGUGUCACGCCUAGUCCUAACCCAUCUUACUGGGGCACAAAUGUGUGAUCGUGUAAAUGAUAUAUGUCCUCAAAAUUUUGCAUUGACAUGCGUGAAAAGUGGAUAGAUUAGCUUGGACACCUUAGUAUUCAGCUUUACCAUUUUUUUUUUUUGCUCCCAUAUAUAUGAUUCCUAACACUACUCUUAUGUAAUGGAUAAGUGUGUAUAUAUAUAUGUGUGAUCUAGUGCUGAAAAAACUGUAAUUCUCCAGCCAUCAUGAUUUGCAUGUGUCAUAUUGUACCAACCAACAGAAAUGAUGCUCUUCUAUUCCUUGUAGCUAAACCUAAAAGGCUAGUUUCAUUCCAUAUUGAAUAAGAGAAGAGUUGCUAAA